This is a messenger RNA of Rana temporaria (common frog), 632 nucleotides long. Its product is annotated as carcinoembryonic antigen-related cell adhesion molecule 1-like. Lineage: Eukaryota; Metazoa; Chordata; Amphibia; Anura; Ranidae. The transcript is spliced from 2 exons. The coding region runs from base 42 to 632 and encodes 196 amino acids. The record is from RefSeq and is a predicted model, not a curated record.
UAGUUCUCCUCUGUGUGUUGGUGGAUGUGUCCAGUGGAAUUAUGAGCAUUCAGCUGAUCCCUCAGCAUCCAGUAAUCCAGGGAUCUGUAACUCUAAACAUUACUGGGAUUACUGGGAAAAUUCGUGCUGUCUCUUGGUUUAAAGGACCGACUUCAUCUCCAGAGCAUCAAAUUAUUGCCUAUUUUCCUGGUGACAACAAAGCCCUAGUUACUGGGCGCAUUUAUGACUCUCGAAUCACUGCCUUUCCCAAUGGAUCAUUGCAGAUUGCCAGUCUUAACACCACAGAUCGGGGGAAUUACAUAGUAAAGGUACAGACAGAAAGCCCUCUGGAAAGCACCCUAGAUCUGAAUGUCUAUGAUCCAGUUUCAAAGCCUGUGAUCACAGUAUCUGACCCUGAGCCACAGGAAGAUGACACAAUCACUCUCACAUGUGCCUCUUCUAAUGCUGAGAAGAUAAUAUGGAGAAAAGAUGGUGGCCCUCUACCCUCUGCGGCUGUAUUAUCAAAUAAUAGGACCCUUACCUUCUCCAGAAUCAAUCGUUCACACUCAGGAGACUAUCAGUGCACAGCCGAGAACAUCGCCAGUACAAAGACCAGCGAUUCCUACACAUUGGCCAUAGCUUGUAAGUACUAA